Messenger RNA from Gasterosteus aculeatus aculeatus (three-spined stickleback), 1925 nucleotides. It is a transcript of the gene map6d1, whose product is annotated as MAP6 domain containing 1. Gene Ontology annotation, biological process: cytoskeleton-dependent intracellular transport; regulation of microtubule cytoskeleton organization; microtubule cytoskeleton organization. The record is from RefSeq and is a predicted model, not a curated record. Lineage: Eukaryota; Metazoa; Chordata; Actinopteri; Perciformes; Gasterosteidae. Gene Ontology annotation, cellular component: cis-Golgi network; microtubule; Golgi-associated vesicle. Gene Ontology annotation, molecular function: microtubule binding; calmodulin binding.
ACUGCAUCAUAAUUACGUAACCUCCACGCCAGCAACUGUAAAAGUAUUCAGUAAUAUCCGCGACGCAAAGUGGAAACGCAAUAAACUGCUACGGUUUAAUACGUUUAUUCAACAAGUAACCUGCAGGAGAACAAACAUCAAGGGUUUCUUUGAAUCGGAUGCGGACACUCCGGAUCCUGCUAGAAGAUGCGGAGAAAAUUUGCUCCGGAUUCCUCUGCAGAGUGGAGGCACUACAGACCACGUGAGAGGACGAUGUUCAGCGACGGUCCCAGACAGACCGGCUCAUCUCUGCCCCGCUGCUGACAUGGACUCCUGGACACUGUGUUUUCUCCGCUACCCGCAAACCAACCCGGAGGGAGGGCGACGCUCUGUCUGAAUGUAAAACCCCUUGAACCGUUUUCACCGUCAUUGUUCUGUGUGGCGAUUUCUUCUCACCCUCGGCACAAGUUUGGACCAGUUGCGGUGCCAUGGCUUGGCCGUGCAUCAGCAGAGUGUGCUGCUUGGCUCGCUUCUGGAACCAGUUCGACAAAUCGGACCUCUCCAUCCCGCUCACCAUCCAGAACUACUCGGACAUCGCCGACCAGGAGGUGCGAUCGGUCACCAAACAGGUCUCUGCCUCGGAGCGCGCCCCCGGGAAUAACUACGCGACCCCGGAGCAGCGUGCCGGUGCCGCCGGCGCCCCUUACGCGCCCAAAGACGGCGCGGGGAGCCGAGGAUCUUUCAGGGCACGAAAGGAGCCCGGUUACAAGCCCCGGGAGGACUACCGGCCGCCGGGAGUGCCUUUCCCCAGCGACACCCAGUACAAAGAGGAUUUCAAGCCCUGGCCGAUUCCCAGGAAGGACAAUUUCCCGUGGAUCAGUAACGGGGGCAGCCGGGCAGACGGUGUCAGCGACAGCCAGGCGCAGCCGGGGGACAGAGAGGAGAGGGGCAGGGGUCAGAGGUCGGGACAUCAGCAAGUAGCGGAGGAGAGCAAAACCAGCUCGUACAGGCAGGAGUACAGGCCAUGGACGGGGGUCAGACCAGCCAAAAGUGCGAGGAAACAACCUACAGCUCAAUUGUCCAGCCCGGGGACAGAGGCCACCCAGGUCCCACGGGAGACCAGCUAUCAGGCUGCCUACAGUGGGGACGGCCCCAAGUCCAUAGGGCUGCAUCACGGGCUGAACGAUCUCUCAUCAGCUGCCUCCAGCAUACAAGCCGCGGCCGUCACCCAGCCCACCCCCACCGCCGUGCAAGCCGGCAGGUCAGCCGUCCCCUCCGGCCUCCAGCAGAGCGUCCCGAUCGAGAGGCCCGAGUUAGGAACACCAUUCAUGGGAGAGGAACAUCUGGUGCGGACCAAAUUCCCUCCGAACUCUUCUGCCGUCUUUCAAAGCGGGCCGAGGGUCUUCAACAUCUGACAGCUGCUCCGACUUCCAACCACAGUUUUAGGGGAUGAACAGGGGAAUGUUUUCGAGUCCAUUCCGCCACACUAUAAUCUAUGCAAGGGAAUGUUGUUGUGGGGCUGCAGUCAGUAUCCCAAGUAGAGAGGGUUACACGCCGUCCCGCCCCCGUUGCUAUGGAUAUGAAUAUGCAUGUAACUAAAGGCAAGAUAUUUUUUUGCAGAUAUAAAUGCACCAAAAAACGGCUGCUUUUUGAGUCUAUGUGUGGACGUGUGAGUGUUUGUGCACUUGUGACUUUUCCUUUAUUGUACAUGUUGAGUUUGCUCAAAUAGUGAGUGAAAUGUGUGGUCAAAUGAGUGAACCAGGACUACUACUGUAUUUGGCCCUUUGGUGUUCUGCUAGCAGUUAUUUAUUUCAUCAGUAUUCAAUUAGUUCACUAUUUUAUUAAAGAUUAUUAAAGUCCGGUCUGUAAUUUUGUAAAUUGUUAAAGAAAAUACAUGAAAUAUAUAAUGUAAGUGAAAUUGCAAUAAAAGCAUACUAGGUUCUUAA